This is a messenger RNA of Exophiala dermatitidis NIH/UT8656, 5638 nucleotides long. Its product is annotated as phosphoinositide-3-kinase, regulatory subunit 4, p150. Gene Ontology annotation, biological process: macroautophagy; protein targeting to vacuole; late endosome to vacuole transport. Bases 341 to 5344 code for a protein of 1667 amino acids. Gene Ontology annotation, cellular component: phosphatidylinositol 3-kinase complex, class III, type II; nucleus-vacuole junction; late endosome. The record is from RefSeq and is a predicted model, not a curated record. Gene Ontology annotation, molecular function: protein binding; ATP binding; protein serine/threonine kinase activity. Lineage: Eukaryota; Fungi; Ascomycota; Eurotiomycetes; Chaetothyriales; Herpotrichiellaceae. The transcript has a single exon.
UGCUUCCAAUGCUUUCCUGGUGCUCCCAAUCCACAACGUGCUCUGUUUCAUUCCAGAGUUAUAUACCGAAGCUUCAUGCACAUUUCCAAGAUAUUUGUGUGUCUCCCGCCGACUGCAAGUCCUGUUGGCGGACAUUAAGGGCGCGCCCGCGCCGCCCAGCACCUUGUCCACUCCGUCCCUCUUGCGGCAAUGGCCACUGGUGAUAAUGGAUGCUAGAAUGCUUCCACAAAUCUUGCCUGCUGAAAUGGUCUGGAUCUCUAUCUCAUAACCCGGCCUCUAGCCUCUCUUUCUUCUGGACGGCAUAGGGAUAACGGCCUGAAGCCCCUGGGAAUCUGCCAACAUGGGGCAAGGCUACUCUAUGACCACGCUGUCUGCGGCGUCGGCGACUAUCGAUGUUCCAGAACUUGCUGAUCUCGUGCACGAAAAGACAUUGACCUCGGCCCGGUUUAUGAAGAGCAUCAGGGCGCGGAGCCAACAAGGUUUCGUCUUCGUCAAGGCUGUGAUGAAACCAUACUCGUCGUUUCAAGUCCACGAGUAUGUGAAACAGAUCACACACGAGAGGAAUAUCCUUGCCGAUAUUCCCAACGCCCUGGGAUACCAGCGGAUUGUCGAAGUUGGCAGUGGAGGAUACCUUGUCCGUCAGUAUAUGUUCAGCUCGGUGUACGACCGCCUGAGCACUCGUCCCUUCCUCGAGGACAUCGAAAAGAAAUGGCUGGCUUAUCAGUUGCUUUGCGCCGUUCGAGACUGCCAUGCCCGAAAUGUCUAUCAUGGCGACAUCAAGACAGAAAACCUCCUGGUCACAUCGUGGAACUGGCUAUAUCUCACCGAUUUCUCGUCAUCAUUCAAGCCAACUUAUCUUCCCGAAGAUAAUCCGGCGGACUUCUUCUUUUACUUUGACACAUCGAGCCGGCGCACAUGUUACAUCGCGCCCGAAAGAUUCACAACGGCGAAUUCGGAGGAGCAGCAGGGCGGAAUGAACUGGGCUAUGGAUAUGUUUAGUGUUGGCUGCGCCAUCGCCGAGAUAUUCCUUGAGGGGCCUAUCUUCAACCUGAGCCAGAUUUUCAAGUAUCGAGCCGGAGAGUACAGUCCAGAGCACACACUCCUUGACAAGCUUGAAGACCCCGAGCUACGCGCCAUGAUUCUCAACAUGAUUGAAUUGGAUCCAGAAAAGCGCUACAAUGCUGAACAGAUCCUCUCCUUCUACCGAUCCAAAAUCUUCCCCGAGUACUUUUACAGCUUUCUGCACCAAUACAUGUUCGAUCUUUCCAGGUCGGCAACAUCAGCAAAACCAGUUGGCCUGGACAUGGCAAGCCUGAGUGAAUGUGAUGAGAAAAUAGACCGCGUCUACUACGACUUCGACAAAAUAUCUUUUUUCCUGGGCUAUGGCCCGGGUCCUCCCAAAAGACCUUCACGCUCACCUUUGACUCUACGGUCUGGCAACAGGAUAAAGGCACCUGAAUCAGACCCUUCUCUGUAUAACGGCAGCCUCAUUUUUCUCACGCUAGUUGUCUCAAGUAUGAGAAACACUGCCAGAGCCUCUGCAAGACUCAAGGCCUGCGAUCUUCUGGUGGCUUUUGCAGAGAGACUUCCGGAUGAGGCGAGGCUGGACCGCGUUCUUCCGUAUGUGGUGAGCCUACUGGCUGACAGUUCCGACGUCGUCAAAGCGUCCGCAAUCCAUGCAAUGACCUCGAUCUUCGAGAUGGUUGAAGUUGUUUCGCCAAUCAAUGCAUAUGUUUUCCCUGAGUACAUCUUUGCUAGAUUGCGACAAUUUGUCCUUGGGCCUUCGACCGAACCCAGCGUUCUUGUUCGCUCUGCCUAUGCUUCCUGUCUGGCAUCGCUGGCUCUGUCUUCCUCCCAGAUACUAGACAUGGUCCAUGCGAUCCGUGCUGAUGGAAGGCUCCCAGCUCUACGCGAAGACGACUGGGCUCCCGAGGCAUCAUACCACGGUCUAUAUGACGUUGCCAGGGCCGAGUUGACACCUCAUUUCGAGGAGUCGACCGUCGCCCUUAUAACUGAUCCCGAGCCUUCAGUGAGAAGAGCGUUGCUGGGGUCUGUUUCCCGGCUGUGUGUCUUCUUCGGCAGUUCGAAAGCUAGCGAUGUGAUUCUCACACAUCUCAACACGUACCUAAACGACAAGGACUGGAUUCUGAGGUGCUCAUUCUUCGAAGCCCUUGUAGGCAUUGCGUCUUAUGUUGGGACAGCCAGCCUCGAAAGGUUCAUUUUGCCUAUAAUGGUUGGUUCGUUGGCAGAUCCUGAGAAUUUUGUGGUCGAGAAGGUAUUCCGCUCACUCGCUCGGAUGGCUGCGUUGGGUUUGUUACAGAAAUCUACAACUUGGGAGCUUGUCAAUAUUGCCGCCCGGUUCUUACCUCACCCCAGUAUCUGGGUGCGUGAAAGUGCAGUGCAGUUCAUCACUUUGUCUGCAAAAUACAUAUCACCAGCCGAUCAAUACUGCAUAGUCCUUCCCAUGAUUCAGCCAUUUUUGAAAGCUCCAGUCCAGGCGCUUACAGAGGAUCGCCUUCUGGAUAACCUGAAACGACCGCUUCCAAAGAGAGUCUUUGAUUCGGCACUUAACUGGGCAUCGAGAAAAUCCAACAGUUUAUUCUGGACCGCCGCAUCCCGAGAUGAAGCUUUGAGCUUGUCCGAUCCUUUGGUACCGCAAAACUCUCCAGCGUUGUCAAGGAGGCUGUUGAGCAGGAUACCGCCAUCCCAAAAAGACAAAGACGAUCAAAUGUCGCUCGAGACUUUGCGCAACCUGGGGAUGACGCCCGAAGACGAGAUCAAACUUCUCGCUCUCAGGGAAUAUAUACUGCGAGUCUCCAAAUACAAGCCAUCAGUGGAUUCGGAGGAAAGAAAUCAAAUGCUGAACGACAUCAUCGCCUUGAACUCCAUUGAUGUUACUCCCCAGACCGUUUUCUUUGACCAGCGUGAAGCGCUACGUGAGACCAAACCUCGAUCAGCCACCACAACGAUGCAGAUGAAACCUCGCUCGGACGCACGUCAUACCUUGGCCGAUGCUCUCCUUGAUGCAUCCACGAGCAUCGAUGAGCGACUAACGAGCCGACAUUCACCUUCAGCCAAUGCAAGUGGUACAGCUACCCCUUCAAUGAAAACGGUUGAAAUAAGGAACCGUACCGCUUCCGCUGCAGCCAAUGGCACUAGCCCAGCAAUAAGCGUGACAAGCGCGAGUAAUACCUCACGAUCCAGGGUUCCGAUGGCGGGCAAUUCUCCUUCCACAGUGGAGAGGCUCUCACUAAGGCAGGGCACCACUCUUGAACUCAAGCAUCGUAACAGUGGCCUAAAUCUGAUGAAUCGUACCGACUCUGCAAAAGCAGAUGCAGAAACUUCCACAACCUCGGAGAACGCCUUUGGAAAGGUCGAUGGGCCGCCCCACCAGCAAAGUACGAAGCCAUCCGGCCUCAGCGUCGCUGUCAGCCUUGCGGGACAAUCUGGAUCAGUGUCACCUCGCAGUGGUGGAACUAGAACCCCACAAUAUGAACCAAAUCAUUCAUAUACAGGAACCGAUGCAAAUGUUCUCCGCCUGCUGGAAAAUCAUUUCGUGGACAAUUUUCCUGUCGACCAGGUGGAUUUUGGGGGCAACCGUCCUCCGGCUGAUAGCAAACUACCCAUCAGAAGAGCCGCAGACGUCAUCCAGCAACAGAGUGGUAAAUCACAUCAACAAGAACAUGGUUACCGGACAGAACCGUGGCGCCCGUCCGGUCAAUUGCUCACGCAGUUUUCCGAACAUACGGCCGCCAUCAAUCGUGUAUGCGCUGCCCCGGACCAUGCCUUCUUUAUCACUGCUUCGGAUGACGGCACUUGCAAAGUGUGGGACACAAUCAGGUUGGAAAAGAAUGUUACGCCCCGCUCGAGGUAUACACAUCGCCAUGCGGAUGGGGCAAAAGUCAAAAGUCUAUGCUUUGUUGAGGGCACCCACACAUUCCUCAGUGGUGCGGAUGACGGUAGUAUACAAGCUGUGCACAUUGACUACAGGAGCGUCGAUGGUGGUGAAAGCUCCAGGUAUGGGAAACCGACUCUUGUCCGUGAUUACCACAUCCCUUUGGACCGGGACAAACAGAGCGUAAAGGAGCAGGGCGUCGGGCCUGACCAGUCUCUUCCCGAGUAUGCUGUUUGGCUGUAUCACUACCGGACGCAGACAUCACGGUCUAUUCUACUAGCUGCAACAAACAAGUGUCGUAUCCUCGUUAUCGACAUGAAAACGAUGGACAUCAUCCACAGUAUGAAUAAUCCUGUGCACCAUGGGACGCCGACGACCUUUUGCGUCGACAGAAAGCACCAUUGGCUUUUACUAGGGACGAGUCAGGGAAUUUUGGAUCUGUGGGAUCUAAGAUUCAAGCUUCGCCUUAGAGGCUUCGGCAUACAAACGAAUUCGCGCAUUGAUCGGUUGCUGCUGCACCCCACGAAGGGGCAUGGCCGCUGGGUUAUGGUCAGCGCAGGCGGGGAGAUCAGCGUCUGGGACAUUGAAAAGAUGGUGUGCCGAGAAGUCUUGAGACCUUAUACAUUCAAGCCAAAAGGUGGCAAGGCCAGACCCUACGAGGCAUGGGACCCGGACGAGGAGAAUAACGAGAAAAUGUUGCAGCGUUUUGCGGAAGAGCUUGAAGUCGAGGGACACGUUCAUGUGCCCAAUCUUCCGAAUGAAGGGCUUGACGGUUCUUCGGGAAGAAAGCAGUCGACAUUGAGGGAUUCAACCUCUGCUGUUUCAUCGCUCCCGAUACUCGCCAUGUACAUCAUGAAUGACUACCUUCUGAACUCUUCGCAGCCGGAUAACCCAUACAAGCACCCUCUAUUGCUCACCGGUGGCGCUGAUCGUGUCUUGCGGUAUUGGGACAUCCAACGACCAGAAAACAGCUUCAUCAUCUCUGAACCCCAGCUCUAUUCCGACGAAGGUACUGUGGCGAAACCGAGGUACGAAGUCAGCCAUCCUUUGGCUUUAAGUGCCGGCGCUCAAAUAGCCCUGGUACAGGAGGCAUGGGGUGAUGAAAGCACAGGGGAUAGAGAUGGAUCCAAAAAGCCACCUUUAUCAUCCCGAAAUUCUACAGCGACUCCAGCGCGAUUUUCCUCCCCUGCGAAAGCCGCCGCCACGACAGCCACCGGUCACUCGACGCCCAGUAAGGGCGGAUCUGCGAGUCCAGUAGCGGUGACGACAUCGAGGAUGGCUUCUACAUCUGCGCCGUCCAAGCCUCCGCGCAGUACCAUCAUCAGUGUGGCUCAACAGCAAUUAUUGCGAACCCAUGCCGACGUUAUCACGGACGUUAUUGGCUUGCGGAAGCCAUACGGGUGCGUGGUCAGUGUAGAUCGUGGCGGGAGCAUUUUUGUCUUCCAUUGAGGACGUCUCGCUUGAGAGUGACGGACUACAUUGCGGCGCCGUGGGUAUAGAGCCCGAGGAGAAUACGGCCUCAGUUAUAUAUAGACUGGUACAUGCAGCCCGAGUAGAGGUGAUUCGCAAUGACAGAACAACAAGGGCACAUUGUGAUCUCUGCUGUCCAUCGGUAUCAGCAAUGUGCAUUGUAGUUCAGUUUGAUCUUUGACAUGAACGCUGUCAAUACUACCAAUCCUGUUCUACAGUAUAGUAAUAGUAGAACUCCCAGUCGAACUUAAGAGUGAAGUACUUGUAUGUGGC